Molecule: messenger RNA, 345 nt
Organism: Eruca vesicaria subsp. sativa (arugula)
Lineage: Eukaryota; Viridiplantae; Streptophyta; Magnoliopsida; Brassicales; Brassicaceae
Source: the annotation of a GenBank genome assembly
AUGCAGGUGGAUAGCACAACAACGGUUGAGAAGAAAGCUGUAGAGCCAGAGGCUGCGUUUGAGAUUCUAGUAAACCCAGCUCAAGUAGUCCCGGCUCAAGAGAAGUGCAUUAAGCUACUUGAAGAUAGCAGAUACGUGCCAGUGAAGCUAGCUCCAGCAGGUUUUGUUAUUCUCAAGGAAUUGCGUGAACACGAGCCAGAGGUUCUCUCUCUGACCGAUGCACCAACAACUUCAACAGCUUCUCCUGCAACUGGUGCAGCGGUGGCUACACAAGGAACAACAGCCUCGGCUAUGGCUGUAGAUGACAAGCCACAACCUCCACAAGCCUUUGAAUACGCUUCAUGA